Molecule: messenger RNA, 1670 nt
Organism: Talpa occidentalis (Iberian mole)
Lineage: Eukaryota; Metazoa; Chordata; Mammalia; Eulipotyphla; Talpidae
Gene: FXYD6
Product: FXYD domain containing ion transport regulator 6
Exons: 8
Coding region: 117-404 (95 amino acids)
Biological process (GO): regulation of sodium ion transmembrane transporter activity
Cellular component (GO): membrane
Molecular function (GO): sodium channel regulator activity
Source: RefSeq, a predicted model, not a curated record
CGAAGCCGCCAAAGCCUCGCCCACCGCCCUGCCCCCAGCCCCGCCACUCCCCGGCUCCUCGGGACUCCGCGCAUCCUCCUGGGAUCGUCUCCGAGGGGCCGCGCUCCGCCGACGCCAUGGAGGUGGUGCUGAUCUUUCUAUGCAGCCUGCUGGCCCCUGUGGUCCUGGUCAGUGCAGCUGAGCAGGAAAAAGAAAAGGACCCAUUUCAUUAUGAUUACCAGACUCUGAGAAUUGGGGGAUUGGUGUUUGCUGUGGUCCUCUUCUUGGUGGGGAUCCUCCUUAUCCUAAGUCGCAGAUGCAAGUGCAAUUUCAAUCAGAAGCCACGGGCCCCUGGGGACGAGGAGGCCCAGGUGGAAAAUCUCAUCACCGCCAACGCAACAGAGCCCCAGAAGGCAGAGAACUGAGGUGCUGCCCUCAGGUGGGAAGCGUCCAGAACCUGAAGGCAGCUGCUUGAACCUUUAGAUGCCAAUGCUGAUGCUUAAGAAAACUGGCCACUUCAGCACAGUUCUUUCCCCAGGAGAAGCCAAGAACUUGUGUUUCGCCUUCCCCCCAACCCCCCAAAACCAGUCCUCAACUCAGUGAUGCAACUAACACCCGCCCCCUGCAGCCUGAGGUCUCGCCCCCUCCUGUGACGUGUCUGUGUGUGUGGUGACCGUGGUAUUCGUGGCUGCUCGUCUGUGGAUCAUGUUGUGUUAGUGAGCCUGGGCCCCUUUUUCUGGGCAGGAGCUGAGCCACCAGGCCAGCAGCUUCUCCCUGCUCCCCCAUGGCCCUCCACCACCUCCCGCUUCUGGGAGUCUCCUUUUUCCCUGGAGAGCAGUCCCUUCUCUUGAUUUAGGGGUGAAUGUAGACGUGGGGGCUCAGCAGGAGUUUCCAGGUGUUCUGGGACUUGGGAAGGUUUACAUCUCCUUCAUGAUCAGUCUUCAAGGUCUCACUUCACUCCUUUAAAGAACCUUGCUUCCAUAGUCCAUCCCAACCCAAGUAGUUCUGAGGGUCUGCUAGCAAUUAGAAAUUCAUGGCAAGAUCCCGGUGAGCCCAGCUCUGUCUUCAGGUGGGCUAUGCCCCUUGAGGGUCAUUUUUUCUCCUGGGGGCACCUACCAUGGAGUCCCCACCUGCCCCACCCUGUGGCAGAGUGGCCAGGGAUUCCAGGCCCAGGUCAUCUACUCUGCCUCUGGGGUAUGUGCCCCUGGCAUAUCUUUGCAGCAAUAACCCCAUGGGCUCUGGAACCCCAUCCCCCACCCCCACCUUCCCUGACUCAGACUCCAGGCCCUGAUGUGGGUCUCUGGCAGGCCUCAGCAGAGGGGAUCCAUCCUGUUAGGGCAGCGCCCUGGGGCAGGCAGCAGGAAGAGCAGGGGGCUUUUGCUUCUCUGCCCAUGUCUCACUGGUCAGGUGGCAGCGAUGGUGCCUGCACCCUUUACUUUGCCUGCCAGUGUCAGAGGUGAGUGCAGUGAUGGCUGUGCUGCGAGGGCCCAGCGUGAGGGCAAAGGCCAUAAAGAGAGUGGAAACUCAACCAGAUCCUGCUCCCUCCUGUCCAUCGUGUUCUUGUGGAAACUAGCCAAACCGUGCCGCUGUGACCGGGACCGCGUUCUCUGUGCUGUGAUCUGUAUCCUCCUAACGACAACAAAAAGGAAUAAAAUACCAUUGUUUCCUAGUGGCUCUGUGGUGCUUUCCUU